AUGACUAUCAUACAACGCCAACGCUACCGCAUCCCGAACUGCCUUGUUAACUGGCCGUGGCCGCGGCACUUGAACAAACACUAUCCCGAGGUUAAGGCUGCAUCGGCCGAUUGGGCCCGCUCGUUUGGCGCGUUCUCCAAGAAGGCCCAGUACGCUUACGACCGCUGUGACUUCAACUUGCUCGCGUCGUUUGCGUACCCAGAUCACAGCGCCGCGCAUCUUCGCACAGGAUGCGACAUGAUGAAUCACUUCUUCUACUACGACGAAUACUCCGACGUUGCGCCUCCGGAGGAGGUACAGGUGAUGGCCGACGUCAUCAUGGACGCCAUGUACAACCCGCACAAGCCUCGCCCGCAGGGCGAAUGGGUCGGAGGCGAAGUUACGCGGCAGUUCUGGGAGCUCGCCAUAAAGACGGCCUCGCCAGGGUCUCAGAAACGGUUCCUCGAGUCCUACGCACAGUACACGCAGGCCGUUGUGCAACAGGCCGAAGAUCGCCACAAUAAACACGUCCGGAACGUGGAUGAGUACUUCUAUGUCAGACGUGACACGAUCGGCGCAAAACCUAGCUUCGCGGUUCUCGAGCUUGACUUGAACCUCCCGCAAGAGGUCAUGGAUCAUCCGGUCAUCAAAGAGAUGGAGAUUCUUAGCAUCGACAUGAUCAUACUUGGCAAUGAUAUCGCGAGCUACAAUCUUGAGCAGGCGCGCGGCGAUGAUAAUCAUAAUAUCAUCACGACUGUCAUGCACCAGUACAACACGGACGUUCAAGGAGCCAUGGACUGGGUCGAGAACCACCACCGCGGUCUCGAAGAGCGCUUUCUCGAGCUCUACUACCACCACGUGCCGAAGUACCAUUCCUACCAUAUCGACUCAGAUCUCGCCAGAUACGUAGACGGCAUCGGAAACUGGGUCAGGGCUUCGGACCAGUGGGGAUUCGAAAGCGAGCGCUACUUUGGCAAGCGUGGGCCGGAGAUUUUCAAGGAUCGAUGGGUGACGCUUAUGCCGAAGGAGCGUACUGAGGAAAUUGGACCGCAGCUCGUUGACGAUAGUCUGCUGUAA
Messenger RNA from Peniophora sp. CBMAI 1063, 1056 nucleotides. NCBI's taxonomy places the organism in Eukaryota, Fungi, Basidiomycota, Agaricomycetes, Russulales, Peniophoraceae. The record is from the annotation of a GenBank genome assembly.